Molecule: messenger RNA, 483 nt
Organism: Lasiodiplodia theobromae
Lineage: Eukaryota; Fungi; Ascomycota; Dothideomycetes; Botryosphaeriales; Botryosphaeriaceae
Product: Rna-processing protein
Exons: 4
Coding region: 1-483 (160 amino acids)
Biological process (GO): rRNA processing; intronic box C/D snoRNA processing; tRNA processing
Cellular component (GO): cytosol; nucleolar ribonuclease P complex; ribonuclease MRP complex
Molecular function (GO): ribonuclease MRP activity
Source: RefSeq, a predicted model, not a curated record
AUGGCAGAUCCGGCCGCGAAGAAGGCCCUCCGGCCCGGCAAGCCCGUCUUCAAGCUUGACCUCCCGUACACCCAGCCUCAGUGGCCCCAGCUUGCGACCGCCGACCAUGACAUCAUGCUCGAAAUGCUGGUCAAUCUCCUCGCGCCCAUUGGCCAACACCGCUCCGCCCACGUUACGCCUUCAAAGGGUAAGCGCAGCAAGAAACGCAAGCGCCACGGGGCUCCGAGCGAAGCCGCAGCAUCAGCACCGCCUCCUCCACCUGACCUUACACGUCACAUUACCGUCGGCAUCAACAGCACCACGCGCCACCUCGAGCAACUGGCUCAGGCUGCGGAAGAUGCUCCAGCGCAAGGAAAUGCUAUACCGGCCCCCUUCAUCUAUCACGACUGCACAUCUGCCGCUUCUCACGCAGACGGCCUCACGCGGCCUCUCUUCUUCCGAAACUGCACUUCUCGUCCCACUCAAACCGGCCUCGGAGCCUAA